AUGCGUCAAUCACCAAAGGGAAUGGAACAAACAAUUUGGACUAUUGCUGGUAAUGGCAUUAAAGGUUUCUAUGGAGACAAUGGUUUAGCAAUAGAGGCUAAACUUUCCUCUCCAUAUGGUGUAGCUGUUAAUCCCUAUAGUAAUGAUGUGUAUAUUGCAGAUUAUAGAAAUCAUUGUAUUCGUAAAGUGUCUGCAUUGGAUAAUAAGAUCACUACUAUUGCUGGUACUGGAGUUGCAGGUUAUUCAGGUGAUGGAGGGCUGGCUUUACAUGCUCAAUUAAAUUGUCCAUUAUCUGUUUCAAUUCAUCCAAAGAAUGAGGAGCUGUAUAUUGCUGAUUAUUCCAAUCAUAGAAUUAGAAAGAUUUCAUUAACCUAUGGUACCAUAAGUACAGUUGCAGGUAAUAAUACUGGAGGUACGUCAGGUGAUGGUGGGUUGGCAUUAUUUGCUCAAUUGUAUUUUCCACAGUGUGUCAAGAUUCAUCCAAUAACUUUUGAUAUUUAUAUUAUUGAUUUUGUUAAUAACAAAAUAAGAAGAAUUUCUAAUUCGUCUGGAAUUAUUUCAACAUUUGCUGGAAAUGGAACUGCUGGAUUUUGUGGGGAAGGUGGAUUUGCAACAAAUGCUCAACUUAAUGGCCCUAGUGGGCUCGAUUUUAAUCCAACUACUGGUGAUGUUUAUAUUGCGGAUUCGAAUAAUCAUAGAGUUAGAAAGGUUAAUUGUAAAAGUGGAAUCAUUACAACAUUGGCAGGAACAGGAAAAGCAGGAUAUUCAGAUGGUAUUGAUGCACAAUUGAAUUAUCCAUAUGAUGUUUCAUUUUGCACUAGAGGUCAAAUUAUCUAUGUGACAGAUCGAAGCAAUAACAGAAUUUGUACAGUUUCACCAAUUGAUGGAAGAAUCACUACAGUUUGUGGAAUCAAUGAAAAGGGAUUUGACGGAGAUGGUGGCCUUGCUAUAAAUGCAAAGAUUUCUUCUCCAUGUCAAAUAGCAGUUCAUGCAAAGAAUGGAGAUGUGUAUUUCAGCGAUUUUGGAAAUAAUAGAAUUAGGAAAAUUGUUGGAUCCUAUCAUGCAACUCUGCUCAAACCACUUUCUUUCAAAUUGAAAAAGUAUGAUAGAGACCUUGUUGAUGGAACUAACUUGAUAUGCUGUAAGAGUGUAUUUAAUAUUUUGGCUCCUCAUUUCUCUAAAUCUAUUGUUUUCAAUUCCUUUUUAUUGAAACACUUAACUUCCACUCAAAUGGAAAUCAUUCAACAUUUAAUUGAUUCAAUCAUGUACCAACAAUAUCACGAUAGUGAAUGGUUUGACAAGUAUGAAUUGGUUGAUAUCUUGGCCAUUCUUGGAAUGUCAAAAGGAUUUACUUCUCUGAAGAGAAAAUUGGUAGAUGAAUUUACAAAAUCAUUUAGUCAAUCUUGUGCUCAACUAGUUUCCAAAAAUUUGGAAAAAGUUACACAAGCUAAAGACAGUGCACCUUUGUUCAUUGAUAAUCCAUUGCUAGACCAAUUACUGGACUACUGUAUUGGCCACGCUGCAAAAACAAUGCAACAAUCGGCAAGCGCAGUUGACAUUCCAAUAUUUCAAAAACAUCUUGUGCCGAUUGCCAAAAAGCUAUCCACUACCAUAAAUCCAAUUACUAUCAAUGAUGAUGAAACAUCAGAUAAGACCACUAAGUCAGUUGAAACACUCUUCAACGACAAAGCAACAAGCGAUAUUACCAUCAAGACGGGCACAAAAGAAUUCUAUGCACACAAAACAAUUCUUGCAUCCAACAGCCCAUACUAUGAAGCACUAUUCAAUAGUGGUUUUGAAUAUCAAGACUUGAAGGAUGAUAUUUAUGUUAUUGAUACUGAGGAAUUCUCGGAAGACCUACAUGAGAUAGUUCUGAAAUAUUGUUAUGGAGUUUUCGAUGUUUCCAGUGUUCCAAUCAAUCAAGCUCUUCCACUUUUUAAAUGUUUUGCACUUUAUGACGUAAAGGAAAUGAUAGAUUACUAUUUGAAUAAUUUACAAAUUACAAUUGAUAAUUUUUGCACAUUAUUUGAACAAUUAGGAAAUUACAAUGAUUCAGUUUAUGAAAGACUAAUCAACUUUGGAAGAAACACUGGCAAGACUUUCAACAGAGGUCAAGGAUGA
Naegleria gruberi is the source of this 2121-nucleotide messenger RNA. RefSeq lists its product as uncharacterized. Gene Ontology annotation, molecular function: protein binding. The record is from RefSeq and is a predicted model, not a curated record. The transcript has 2 exons. Lineage: Eukaryota; Heterolobosea; Eutetramitea; Acrasida; Naegleriidae. The coding region runs from base 1 to 2121 and encodes 706 amino acids.